Colletotrichum scovillei is the source of this 2700-nucleotide messenger RNA. RefSeq names its product serine/threonine protein kinase. The transcript has 2 exons. NCBI's taxonomy places the organism in Eukaryota, Fungi, Ascomycota, Sordariomycetes, Glomerellales, Glomerellaceae. The record is from RefSeq and is a predicted model, not a curated record. The coding region runs from base 1252 to 2199 and encodes 315 amino acids. Gene Ontology annotation, molecular function: ATP binding; protein kinase activity. Gene Ontology annotation, biological process: protein phosphorylation.
ACUGAAAGUUGAAACUAGGAAUAGUUGGAGCGAACUCAUUUGCCUCACCGCCGCCGCGCUCGACCCGUGGCACGCAUAGCUAGCUUUGUUACCGGAUAGUAAGAGUUGAAGUAAGGUGAGCGUGGUGAGAUGGUGGCAGCUGCUAAAGUCCUAUUUCCAGCCCUCGAUGCCCUCGAUGCCCAGCCGGCACCUUCACCUGUCCGUCCGUCUGUGUGCGAUCUGAGCGAGAGGAGUCAAGAGUCAAGACUAAGACUAUAGAGAGACGUAUCUUUUCUAUUUUCCUGCGAGACUGUCCCUCGUCUCGUCUUGUCAAACACCAUCUGAGAUGAAUUUCUACUUAAAAAUACUGUGUUCGAAUAGUGAACACGAAUAUCAGUACGUACCUUGCCACCCCUGCUGCUCGCUGCCAAGUCCGGCUCGCACAUCCCGCUGCAAUCAGAAGUCUGGACUCUUUUCGUCUUUGCUUCCCUUUCCACUCACUGGAACGGUUUGGGAGAAAGCCGCUGAAGGGACUUGGGUGAUCCGAGUGCCACACACACACACACCGAGAAAGACGAGAGAGAACGAGAGAGGAACAGUGUGACAGUGACAGGCACACAGGUUACCAGUGAGAGAGAGUCGGAGAUAAAAGUGCCAAUUACUGCUAAUAAGCUUGCUUCCCAGGGGUGGUGAUACCUCACCUUACUGUGUACACUAGGUAUGCAGAGUGGAGGGGGUCCCGGUCUUCUCGCAUCUACACGCCCCCACCACUUCCAUCAUACACCACCCACUUCUCCCACGCCACGCCACGCCCCCUGCCCUGCGGUCUGCGGCUUGCCCUUGAGGAGGUUGUCUUGGCUUUUUAUCCCAAGGUACCGCCUGAAAGUACCCGACUGUCCGUUAAAGAAGCGUUGCUCCUCCGACUCAGCUUGCUUCGAUUCUGUCACUCUCACUCCGACAACCAACUCAACCUACUUCGACAUCGAUUCGAGACCAUCGAUUACGCCCAUCUUAGACACCUCAACCGGCUUUUGUCUAGACAAGAAUUCCACCCUGAUGACUGGAAUCUCGUGCUAGACGCUUUCUCCACAACCUUCGAUCGGGCAUAUAUCACCUAAUGACCAUUAUCGACCUGGUUCUUCUUCGACAGCCUCUGCAAGCUGUCACAUAAAGAAGUCAACUUCGACGACGCGAAACCGCCGAAGACUAUCUUAUCGCAGCAACUCUUGGACAGAGAUCCAUUCUCUCAAUCCACAUACACACACCAACACAAUGAUUCCCAGAGGUCUCACUUCCGCCUUCGGGACCCCGUCCCUCGAGAUCGGCCAGAUCCUGCUCGGCAAUGCCAGCCGAUACACCAUCCAGAAGAAGAUCCGUGAGGGUGUUUGGAUUGCAACUAACCCCAUGGGCAACAAGUCCAUCGUCAAGGGUGUUCAGGGUAUCUCCGGAGCCCAGAACGAGCACAACGUCCUCCGCAAGUUCCAGGGUAACCCUUUCCUCCGCCCCGUUAUCGACGAGAUCCAGCAAGAUGCCCCGAUGAUUGUGCUCCAGCACAUGGACGACCAUCUUUUGAACGCUACUAUCAAGAAGCCCUUGACCAACCGCGAAAUCCGCUUCGUUGCCCGCGCUGUUCUUCGCGGCCUCUCCACUCUCCACAAGGAUGGCUACGUUCACACCGAUAUCAAGCCAGACAACAUUCUCGUCAACUACGCCUCGGCUUCUGAAGCCGACCCCGAUCUUCGCUUCUCCGACGUUCAGAUCGGUGAUCUUGGGGCUUCCUACUCCGUUGACUCUGACGUCGCCACCAAGGGUUUUCUCAUCGGCGCUCCCAUUUGGACCAGCCCUGAAGUGCUCAUGGAGGUUCCCUGGGGAACUGCCAGUGAUAUCUGGGCCUUUGGCUCCAUGAUGAUUGCUCUUCUCCACGGCGGCGACUACAACCCCUUCCGCCCUACCAACGCUCGCUACCACGACCGCAGCUACAUCUUUGAGGUCCUUCGCCAGCAGUCUCGACGCUUCGGUGCCAUCCCCGAAACCUACCUUGAGCGGGCGCGUCCCGGCAAGGCCAUGGCCGCCAAGGCACUGACUGUCGGCCGCAAGGUUGAGCCUCUCGACUUCCGCACCGCUUCUCACUUCAUCAACCGCAUCAUGCGCAUGGACGCCGCCGAGCGCCCUACUGCCGACCAGCUCCUCGAGGAGAUGUCUGGUCUCUUCGAGGACUAAAUCCCAAGACCCUCGACGGCCAUUCAUGAUUAUUGGAGACGAAUGAAAGACAUCCUCACAAGGGAUAAACAGCGAUUUGUUUUUUUGUGUACCGACAAACGGACACCAGCAUUAUACACACCAGGGGAAGAAUUAUAGGACAGAACUUAAUGAGGAUGAAAAGCGGCGGAAGCCAUUGAGCUCCAUUUCCUUUGUGUAUUUGGGACACCUGGAUACUACAGGCGAGGUUUUUUGUCAUUUUCAGCAGCGGCAUUUGGAUAUCGCCUGAACGGAAUUACUCGGGGAUUUGGGUCACACGGUCAACAUGGAAAAAAGAUCGCAAAGGGAAGACAAAAAAGUUACACAGGGCAACUAGGGGACAGCGAAUGUUUUCGGAGCGAUCAAAAGAAACCACCCAGGCGGUACUGUACAAAGAGAUAGAUGCCUUAGAAUGGGCCAUACUACAUAGACUAACAACCCAUACAUACAGUGGCCUCCAAAGAUGGCUCACUUUGAAACCAU